UGCAGAGCGCGGCAGCUGGGUGUUGGUAUAACCCACAUUGAUGUCUGCUGUCCUGCAACAUAGCAUACAAUAUAGCAUACCUGCCCGCCUACCACGGCGCCAUAUUGCCAUUCCGUAACCACGCCGUACAUGCGCAGGCUUCUCUCAGUCAUGGCAGCUAGGAAACCGCGCCAAUUCGCCCCUCUGAGGCCCGGGGCUUCCUCAGAGGGGUCCCCGGCGCUGCAGGGUGUCGUUUUCGACGUCGACGGAACUUUGUGUAAACCUCAGAACUACAUGUUCGCCGAAAUGCGUGCAGUGCUCGGCAUACCGAAAAGCGUCGACAUUCUGGACCACAUAUACGCCCUGCCCACGCCUGAAGCGAGAGAACAGGCCAUGGAGUCCAUACGAUCUAUUGAGCGCACCGCCAUGGUGAACCAGGUCGCGCAGCCGGGUCUUGUCGAGCUCAUGAACUACCUGGACUCGCGCAAUAUCCCCAAGGGGAUAUGCACCCGCAACUUCGAGCAGCCCGUGGCGCACCUCCUGACCAAGUUCCUCGCCGGCUCGCGCUUCGAGCCCGUCAUCACGCGGGAGUUUCGUCCGCCAAAGCCCCAUCCGGCCGGAAUAUUGCACAUUGCAAGGUCAUGGGGCUUGAUCGGGCAAUCGGCAAACACCGACGGCGAUGCCGCCGGCGACGCAACCAGGUUGAUCAUGGUAGGCGACUCGGUUGACGACAUGGCUGCCGGCCGCCGUGCUGGCGCCGCCACCGUGUUGCUAGUGAACCAGGUCAACGCUCACUUGGCGGAACAUGACGACACUGAUCUGGCGAUAACGAGGUUGGAUGAGCUCGUUGGGAUCCUGGAGGAAGGUUUUAGAUGCCGAGCAACAGCUUCCGCUGCCAUGGCUUGAUUUCGCUCGCAGCGAGCCUAGGGCUCCAUAUCGAGUCAUCGCGUACACCAGAUACGCCCCUACACCUAGCGUCUAGACAGCAGGUAUAUAUCUCACCUACCUAGGUAGUUGUGGGGACCUCUUUCAAGCAAGCCUAACUGUUGGGGAUGCUUGUAAGUGAUCGGCAAGAUCUUGUUGGUUUUUAGAGACAUCUGUGCGUUAAUCCGUUGUAUGACAAGUGACAAUAUGACUUUGGAAUGGGAUAUCGAUAUAGAGCCUUCUGAGAGUGAGGGCACGGAGAAAAAUAACCAUGAG
Messenger RNA from Gaeumannomyces tritici R3-111a-1, 1179 nucleotides. RefSeq lists its product as hypothetical. Bases 130 to 885 code for a protein of 251 amino acids. The transcript is spliced from 4 exons. The record is from RefSeq and is a predicted model, not a curated record. NCBI's taxonomy places the organism in Eukaryota, Fungi, Ascomycota, Sordariomycetes, Magnaporthales, Magnaporthaceae.